CAUAAGGCAGGUUUUUCCAUUGUAGGCAUAGUCAAACUUUGACAUUAAGUUCAUUUUGGCAUUUAGGGUCGCAGCUAAGUUCGUUAACUGUCAUUAGCCACACAAACAUGGCGCUGCGGAACCCCUCCCGCGCUUCCAGCUGCCGCCCAUCUUCAAGCCGCUCGCGGACAGUUCAAGUACGGUGUCAGGUUACGCCGAAGCAGCUGAGGAGCACAGCGGCAGCGCUUUUGGCCUCGGCAUCGCUCGCCCUUGCGGGUCCGGCGCUCGCAGACUUAAACGCGCUUGAAGCUGCGGCUGGUGGUGAGUUUGGAAUUGGAUCCGCGCAGCAGUACGGCGAAGCUGACCUGCAGGGCAAGGACUUCAGCGGCCAGGAUUUGCGACGAUCCAACUUCACCUCUGCGGACUGUCGUAACGCCAGCUUCAAGGGCGCCAACCUGCAGGGAGCCUACUUCAUUAAAGCAGUUACAUUCCGCACCAACUUUGAGGACGCCAACCUGUCUGACGUGCUCAUGGACCGAGCCACCAUGGUGGAGGCCAACCUGCGCAACGCGGUGCUGCAGCGGGCCGUGUUCACACGCAGCGACUUGAAGGACGCGGUGGUGGAGGGGGCGGACUUCACCAAUGCGCUGCUGGACAAGACGCAGGUCAUGGCACUCUGCAAGUACGCGGACGGCGUCAACCCCGUGACGGGCGUCAACACGCGCAAGUCGCUGGGUUGCGGCAGCCAGCGGCGCUACAAGGCGUCAUUCCCUUCCAACCCGGACGGACCACAGGUGGCCGAAGAUGAGAAGGACGCCUUCCGCAAGACAUUGCCCGUGUACCGCCAAUGAUUAAAUACGUGAGCUUUGUUCAUGGCAGGGGGUUAGCUAGGAACAUGCGAACGCCACCUUGUGUAUUUUUGGCUAACAGCGCUGUCCGGCGCUGUUGGGUGCCAUGAGGCCUGCUGUGGCGCUGAAUCCUGGACACGGAAAACCCAAUCCUAAGCUACUGCUAUGUGGUGUGUGGGCGGAUAUGUGUCGUACCGUGUUUUGAUGUGAUGCUAUGUAUUCUCUCGUUCUACCCUGCAUCCGCCGGUGGCACCCUUGAACGGUAUGCUCGGGUGGUGCACGACGUGGGGGCCGUACGAUCGCAUGAAGGGGGCCUACUGAUAGAGGCUGUGAGGGUGUUGGAUAUGCGUAAACUAACUUUAAGCCGUAUUGAAGUUGCGUGUCGUGCGGAAGACGUCUGGGGAUGUGGGUAGGCCUGGGUUUCGGUUGCAGUGGUUGCAAUAGUAUGGGUCAGCAUUUAGGGGGGCUGCAUGGGACACUACGAUAGGUGUGCCUUACCAGGGGGAAGGACGAGAGCGGGAAAGGUGCACUGAAUCCUUCUUCCUGAUUGGCUCGUACAUGUGCUGGACGAGCGUUAGAUCUGUAGUGUGUGUUCUGUGCAAGCGAUGCUAGAUUGGAUGAGCUCGCAGUACUCGUCCGUGU
Molecule: messenger RNA, 1469 nt
Organism: Astrephomene gubernaculifera
Lineage: Eukaryota; Viridiplantae; Chlorophyta; Chlorophyceae; Chlamydomonadales; Astrephomenaceae
Source: the annotation of a GenBank genome assembly